AGGCCAUGGGUGUGCGUGGCCCUCGGGGAGCUCCUGUCAGGCCGAGCCACGUCCACGCUGGUGUUUACGUGUGUCCCUGCACUGUGCUUGUCCCCGCGUGUCUCUGUGUUUUGCGUGAGGCGCGGUGUCUCCUGAGCGUCCUCCCAGGCGUCCCCCUUGCCUGUAGCUCUGGCCGAGUUGCACACCUGCACCUUCCCAGUCUGAGCUGCAAGGUGGAAACCAAUCUACCCUGCCUUCUGCUGCCCCCCAUAAAGGAUUAAACUGUCCCAGGCAGGGUACACGGACACGACAUUUCUUAUCUGAGGGAAGGAAGAUACUUGUCUUUGAUUUUUCUCAAGCUGUAUGUUACAAACUUAACAAUCAUCUGUUCCUGGUCAGACACUUUGAGAAUCUUGGUCAUGUGUUUGAGAGACCCCUGAAAAUGGCAAAAGAUAAACUAAGAUGUGAAUACAGCGAGAGAAGAAGCUGCUGCUAACCAUAAGAUAUUCAAGCAUGUAACUAUUUAAAAGGAACCUGAUUGAAUGUGCUGAAUUCCUUUUAAUAAGAUUUUUAGGAGUCUGUUACAUAGCAGCUGUCUGGAAACAAGCUUGGUUUCAAAAAAGACUAAGCUCCUCCCCAAAAGGCAGAGAGAAAAUAACUGACACUUCCUGCUUGUCUACAAAAAUAUCCCCAAAUGUUUGAGUCAAGUGAAUUGCAGUCAAUAGUACAACAGUAUAUUUAUCGAAGGCUGUGGGAAGAAGAAAACAAUACCACUUUCAUUGAUUAUGGCAACACUACUUACUGUGAGCAAAAUCAAAGUAACCCAGCCUAUAUCAAACAAAAGGAAGUCCAACAAAAGGCCUCCCUUUUUUCUUUGCAAAUGGACUUAAGUGGGGCAGUUCCCAGCAUUAUAGUUGCCUUUAUAGUUGUAGCUAAUGGAGAUCACUAUGGACGCAAAAGAGCUUUGGUUCUGCCUUCCCUGGGAGCUCUUAUGACAAAUGUUUUCUACAGUAUCUUGUCAUAUUUCUCCUGGACUCUCUCUCUAUUUUUUGCUCUUGCAUUCAUUAGUGGACUGUUUGGAAGCAUGACCACUUUCCUUGGAGGUGGGUUUGCCUUCAUAGCAGAUCUAUGUCAUGAUGAGAAGCAGAAAACUAAACGCAUAGCUGUAAUUGAUUUGAUUUUGGGACUUGUGUCUGGGUUAGCAGGACUGUCCUCGGGCUACUUCAUCAGAGGAAUAGGCUUUACAUGGACGUUUACAAUUGCAUCUCUGCUUCACGGUAUUAAUAUUUUCUAUAUUAUAUUUUGGCUGAAGGAGACUGUGGAUGUAUCUGAAUCCCAGCAACAUGCCGCAUUAUCUUGUAAAGACAGCCUUAAAGAAACGUUUUCUGGAGUGUACAUGCUUUUUAAAACUUCCUCUUGUAAAAAACGAAUUUUAAUCACUGUGUUGCUUUUUGCAUUUAUGUCUUAUUUCUUUGCCAUGAUUGGUGGGACUUCCCUUUUUACAUUGUAUGAACUGGAUGCUCCUCUCUGCUGGAAUGAAGUCUACGUUGGCUAUGGAGCAGCUGCAUUCACUUCUGUCUCUCUGACCAGUUUUUUAGGAGUGUACUUGUUUUCUCAGUUUAUGAAAGACAUUUAUAUUGUUUUCAUUGGGAUAUUUUCUUAUAUUGGAGGAAUAAUCAUGGCUGCCUUUGCCAAAACUACACUGCUCAUGUUUUUAGUGAGGGUGCCAUCUCUCCUCUGCUUUAUGCCUGUUCCUGUUCUGCGAUCCAUGUUGUCAAAAGUGGUUCUGGAUAGUGAACAAGGUGCUGUGUUUGCUUGUAUUGCCUGCUUAGAAGCUGUGACUGGUAGCAUGGCAUUUGCAGUUUUUAAUAGUCUCUAUGCAGCCACUGUCAUCUGGUUUCCAGGCUUUAGUUUUCUUUUAGCAGCUGGUAUUUGUAUAAUGCCACUCAGCAUACUGAGUGGGCUUUUGUGCACCAGUUGGCAUGAAGAGGACUUGGCACUACUUGUACAUGAAGAAAUAUCCAGUGCAGAGAGUGUUGAUGAUUAAGCAAAGAAUUCACCUACCUUCAUUUUCUAAUCUUCUGGCACAGACUGUUUGUACAUACAGUGAGGGUGAAGAGAGUAUGGUAGUUGUAGAUGCAAUAUGUAGCCCUGUCACGAUUCCUGCUAAACUGCUAAUAUUUCUAGUCUUCCUACUUAAUGUUUUAGUCCUUAUACUUAACUACAUGACAUAGUGCAAAAGUGGUGAGUCCUGGGGUUUUUUU
Gavialis gangeticus (Gharial) is the source of this 2243-nucleotide messenger RNA. It is a transcript of the gene SLC46A3, whose product is annotated as solute carrier family 46 member 3. The record is from RefSeq and is a predicted model, not a curated record. Bases 674 to 2026 code for a protein of 450 amino acids. Gene Ontology annotation, cellular component: lysosomal membrane. The transcript is spliced from 8 exons. Gene Ontology annotation, molecular function: transmembrane transporter activity. Gene Ontology annotation, biological process: vacuolar transmembrane transport. Lineage: Eukaryota; Metazoa; Chordata; Crocodylia; Gavialidae.